AUGUCACUUGAACCUGAAAAAAAAAAAAGAAAAACAGUGAGUAUUCAAGAAAAGCUAGAUGCACUAGAUGAAAUUGAAAAAAAAAAAAAAACAUCAACUGAAAUUGCUAGACAAUUGGGAGUUGGACAUUCAACAGUUUGUGGAUGGAAAAAAGAUGAAAAAUUAUUAAAUAUGCAACGUGAAUUAAUUCAUGCUGUUCAAGCAAAUAAUAUGAAACGUCUUCGUCAAGUUGAUAAUCCACUUGUUGACAAAGCAACAUGGCAAUGGUUUAAAGAACAAAAAAAAUCUGGUGCUCAAUUAAGUGGUCCAAUAAUAAAAUCACAGGCAAUUUUUUUUUGGCAAAAUUUAGGUUUAUCUAAAAGUUUUGAUGCAAGUGAUGGUUGGUUGAGUAAAUGGAAAAAUCGUCAUCAUAUAAAAAAUAUAAUUUCAUGUGAAGAUUCUGAUAUUGUCACUGAAUAUCAUAAUAAAUUUGAUGAAAUUAUUAAAAGUCGUGGAUUAACACCUGAUCAAGUAUUUAAUGCUGAUGAAACUGGUAUUAAUUUUCGUCAAAUGCCAAAGAAAAAUUUGUAUACUCAAGAUGAAGUUGGUGCAACUGGUGCAAAAGGUAAAAAUGAACGUAUCACUGUGAUGGCAUGUAGUAAUGCUUCUGGUACAAUUAAACCACCACUAAUUGUCAUUGGUAAAUAUGCAAAACCAAGAGCAAUUAAAAAUCUACAACAUUUACCAGUUAGUUAUAAACAUCAGAAGAGUGCCUGGAUGUCAAAUGAUAUAUUUACAAAUUGGUUUUAUUAUGAAUUUGUUCCAUUCAUCAGUAAAGAGUUAGAAAAAAAAAAUUUACCAACAAAAGCUAUACUUUUUACUGAUGAUUAUGGAACGAAUGGACAAAAUCUUAAAAGUGGUGAUAUAGAGGUAAUUUAUUUACCACAAAAUAUGACAUCAAUUCUUCAACCAAUGGAACAAGGUUGUUUACAAAAUCUUAAAACAAUUUAUAGAAAAAUAUUAUUGGAAUUUGUUGUUAAAGAAUUAACAGCAAAUAAAUGUCUAGCUGAAAUUUUAAAAAGCAUAACAAUUAGAGAGGCAGUUUUUUGGCUAGCUAGAUCAUGGAACAUGGUGACAACAUCAACAAUAACAACAUCAUGGAAAUCGUUGUGGCCAGAAAUACAAACAAUUAAAUCACUAAGUGAAACUGAAGUUCCUGAAGUUGAUUUUAAUAAUACAACUGAUAUUGUCAAGGAAUUUCAACUUGCAUUGAAGAAUGAUGAUGAAAAUAAUGUAAAUGAAAAAGCCAUCAACACAUGGCUAAAUUGUCCAACUGUACAAAAUUUAAAUGAAUGUUUAAGUCCCCAUGAAAUUAUUGAAAAUUUAAAAAAUUAAUCAACAAAAUAUUGAUUCAUCAAUAGUCAAGAUGUGUAUAGUGUAUUAUAAAUUUUUAGUAUAAAUAAAUAAAUUGAUUUUCAAUAUUUUUUUUUAUAAUUUUUAUUUGUCGAAAAUAAAUUGCUCAACAAUUUCUUCAUAGAUUCUAAAUUGAUUUUGUUUCUUUUUUUUUUUUUUUACAAUAAUUUAAAAAUAAAUCUAAUAAACAAAUUAAAAAAAAAAAAAAAAAACAAACAUCUCCUGUGUGAAUUCGGGUAACAUCGGCUUGUUCCGAGAUAAGUUCGUUUGUCUUCGGUUGUACUCGAGUAACCCCGAAAUCGUUGAUGCGUUAAUCGGCAUCAUGAAAAAAAAAAAAGCCAGUUGCUUGAAAACCUUGUGGCUUAUGUUGGUGUUUUUUUUUUUUUGCUUGUAAAUCGCGUCUAAUUGUUAUUUAAUAUUAAUUAUUAAUUAUUAUUUGUAAUAAAUAAUUGUAUAAACAACACUGCCAAACAUCACAAACUGACUAAAUUCAAAAAUUCAAAAACUCAUUUUUCAUAUUCACUUAAAACUACAAACAACAAACACUUUCAUAGCUACUUUUUUUUUUUUUUUUUCCAUAAAAAAAUUUAUUUAAUUUCUCACUGUUAAAAUUAAACUUUUACACUAGUGUGUGUGUGUUUAACAUUAUAUCACAGUUAAUAGAAAAAACAUAGAAAAAAAAAAUAACGAAUUUUCAUUCACGUGCAUUUCACAUUUUUGUAAACAAAAACAAAAAUAAUACACGACAACAAUUCAAAACAAAUACUAAAAUAUAAACAAC
Aphidius gifuensis is the source of this 2173-nucleotide messenger RNA. RefSeq names its product tigger transposable element-derived protein 2-like. Gene Ontology annotation, cellular component: nucleus. Gene Ontology annotation, molecular function: DNA binding. The transcript is spliced from 2 exons. The coding region runs from base 1 to 1374 and encodes 457 amino acids. The record is from RefSeq and is a predicted model, not a curated record. NCBI's taxonomy places the organism in Eukaryota, Metazoa, Arthropoda, Insecta, Hymenoptera, Braconidae.